Messenger RNA from Galendromus occidentalis (western predatory mite), 3150 nucleotides. Its product is annotated as FYVE, RhoGEF and PH domain-containing protein 2-like. Bases 1 to 3150 code for a protein of 1049 amino acids. Gene Ontology annotation, cellular component: cytoplasm. Lineage: Eukaryota; Metazoa; Arthropoda; Arachnida; Mesostigmata; Phytoseiidae. Gene Ontology annotation, biological process: cytoskeleton organization; filopodium assembly. The record is from RefSeq and is a predicted model, not a curated record. The transcript is spliced from 19 exons. Gene Ontology annotation, molecular function: guanyl-nucleotide exchange factor activity; metal ion binding.
AUGGGGGCGGCUACUCACGACUUCAGAGAUAUUCGUCGGCAACUGAGUAGCUUGAAAUGGACCGAUCGUCAGAAUCUGCGAUGGGACAAGGGAGUUCCCUGCUCAAUGGCCCCGAGCUCCGAGGUGGGCUCGCCCGCCUGUGGCCCGGGAGCCCGUAGCUCAUCACCUUCGUAUUAUCCCCGUCCUCGGAAUGAAGUCGCGAUCCGACGCACGGCUUCGCGUCUGUAUCGGAGACGUCAUAGAGAAAACCUCGAGAGAGAAGCAGUAGAUCCGAGUCAAUCGAAGAAGAAAUCGAGAGCUAAUCGAUUAGGAAUCAGCUUUAAAUUCAACGGGAGGUCGAGGUCGCUUCAGCGGGGUACCGUGCCGUCAAUAAACGACGAUCCUGAAUCUCUCCAGCUCAUCGGAUUCAGGAGGGUGAAAGCUAGAUCUCACUCUGCUGAGGACUCGAGCCCUUCGAGGAGCAUAUCAUCUGAAGAUAGCGGCAGAGAUCAAGAAGAGCUUGAGGAGAAGCCAGCCGUCCAUCAGAACGAAAUGGAGCGACAGGAGAGCUUUCGGAAACUAGUCAAGGAUUCCCGUGAAUGGUUAAGGUCCGGGAUUAGCGAUGGAGAGCUCUGGAGCCCAUCGGAACAGAUGGGGAAAUUCUUCGAAGAAGCUCAAACCAAAUCCAGCGAAUCAUCCAACGAAGAGUUCGCUGAGUUCAUACAGCGCAACCGAGAAUCAUUCAAUAGACUUCUCGAGACGCGAGCUUCUGGCACGAAACGCCUCGUGGAUCGAGACAGCGGGAUCUUCACCGAGCAGGAAGUUCAAACUGGUUCUGCCUCUUCGUCUUCGACGAACUCGAGUUCACGAUCGUCGCAAGCCUUCCAACGGCACAUAAGAAUGGUCAAGUCCACCUCACAUGACGCACACGAACAGUCUGUUCACAAGGUGUCUGCCGUCCACCGCACCGAAUCGCAAAUCAAAACUUCGGGAACGCACCCGGAAUUCAAAACAAUCAUUGAGCUCAAUGGCGACAACAAUAAGCCUCCGGAUUUCCAAAUGCGCCCGGACAGCCUAUCGAUGGCUUCGUCUGAACCACAGUUACGCGCGGCUAUACUCAAAAGACCGCUAUCAGAGUUCCCGACUCGUUUCCCCCCGAUGUCGCCCCCUAAUUUACCCAAUAGGAUGUCGACUGGCUUCGAUGCCAACAUGAGUUCUUCGUAUCACUUCAGCACUUCGCGGAGCCGUUUUCAGUACUGCGGUGAGACAAACACUUUCAAGUUCUCUACGGAACAUGUUUCAUCGUCGUUCUCCGAGCAGGGUUAUGAGAGCGUAAGUGAAAGCGAAGAUGAAGAAUCUGUGGACGUCGAUUCGGCGUCGGAAACCUCAUCACAAACGGAAAGGAGUGAACUCGGUUCGCAAUCCACCGUUUCGAACGCGCCUCGCAGCGAAUCCUGCGCCACUCUCAACGCGGCCGAGAAUCAACAGAAAACGCAGAACGCUCUGAGAGAAAUAGCCUACGAACUUCUCUCGACAGAGAGAACAUAUGUCUCAAUUUUAACGCUUCUCGAUCAGGUGUUUCACUUUCGGGUCGACCAAGAGAAUCGAGCAGCUCCGAUGUUCUCGCAGGAGGUCAUCACCCAGAUGUUCUCAAACCUCAAGUCGCUGUUCAAGUUGCACAACGACUUCGUGCUCCCGAAGUUAGAGGAGCGGCUUCAAAAUUGGGAAAACAAUCCACGCAUCGGUGAUCUCAUGCGUGAGCUGGCUCCCUUUCUGAAGAUGUACACCGAAUACGUCAAAAACUAUGACACUGCCAUGCACCUCAUUGGAACCUGGUACCAAAAACAGCCUCGCUUCGCAGCCAUAAUGGAUGAUGUUCACAGUAUGCCAGAGUGCGGGAAACUCCAGGUUUCUCAUCACAUGUUAACGCCUGUUCAGAGAAUUCCGCGGUACGAGCUCUUGCUGAAAGAGUAUUUGAAGAAACUGCCCGACGAUUCCCCGGAUCGAGAAGACACAGAAAAGGCUCUCGAACUUGUUGCGACGGCAGCCCAUCACGCAAACGAAGCGAUGAAGAAAAUUCACAAAUUCAAGAAAUUGUUGGAGAUUCAAGAUCUUGUUGGGGGUGUCAUCGACCUCGUGAGUCCGUCGAGGGAGUUGCUCAAGGAUGGGAAAAUAAACAAAAUAUCUGCUCGGAGCGGUGAUACGCAGGAAAGACAUUUAUUUGUGUUUAACGACUUACUCGUACUGUGCAGUCAGAGACUGAUUUCACAGCGAGUUGUAUCAGGCCCUCUAUAUCGAGUAAGAGCCCGUCUCGAGAUGGAUGGUCUCAUAGUCGAAGAGGGGGACAACUUGGAAACGCCCAAUUCGUUCUACGUUCGGAACACCGGCAGGAGUAUCGAGCUCUGCACACAGAACUCGGAUGAAAAGCUUGAAUGGAUGCAAGUGUUGGCGAAGGCCGUCCACGAUUUGGCUCAGAAGAAGAGCUCACUCAAGGUGCAGAGAGAUUCGGAGGAGUGUGAUGUGAAGAGUCCGGAUAGUUCCGAGUUGGGACUCGUCGCCCCACGCUUGGUGAAAAGCGAUUCUGUGAGUCACUGCAUGAACUGUGCGACGCCGUUCUCAGCGUUCGGGAGAUGGAAACACCACUGCCACGCUUGCGGAAUUGUUGCGUGCAGAAAAUGCCUCUCCAAGAAAAUGCGUCUCGCCUACGACUCGUCCCGAGUUCUGCGAGUUUGUGAUCGCUGCCAUAAGCUGCUCAUACAGAGUGGCCAGCUGUCGCAUGCCAAUGACGAGAACAACGAGAAAUCACAAUUCAAAUCGCCGCCUGACUCUCCGGUGCUGCCUCACGCCGACAAGGCAGUCAUUAGCGGAUACUUGAAAUUACGAACGAACGGACGAUCGACCUGGUCGAGGAGAUGGUUCGCGCUGCAGCCUGACUUCGUCUUGUACUCCUAUAAGUCACAAGAGGACAAGUUGCCGUUAACCUCUACGCCGGUACCAGGCUUCUUGGUAUCCCUGCUCGAAAAAGGGGAUGCAGUGGACCCGAAAAUUCCUCACACAUUCAAACUGUUCCACGUAAAGAAGUCCUACUACUUCCAAGCGAAUGACGGUGACGAGCAGAAAAAGUGGAUUAGUGCCCUGGACCAGGCCUCCCGCGCGGAAGACCUAGUUUAG